This is a messenger RNA of Alligator sinensis (Chinese alligator), 7109 nucleotides long. It is a transcript of the gene CIAO3, whose product is annotated as cytosolic iron-sulfur assembly component 3. Gene Ontology annotation, cellular component: cytosolic [4Fe-4S] assembly targeting complex. Lineage: Eukaryota; Metazoa; Chordata; Crocodylia; Alligatoridae. Gene Ontology annotation, molecular function: 4 iron, 4 sulfur cluster binding. The record is from RefSeq and is a predicted model, not a curated record. The coding region runs from base 1689 to 3089 and encodes 466 amino acids. Gene Ontology annotation, biological process: iron-sulfur cluster assembly. The transcript has 11 exons.
AGGAGAAGCUGGGGAGAGCCCAGAGAAGAGCGGCUCGGCUGGUGCGAUUCAAGGCGACGCGAGGACAGGCUGGCGACGCGGGACUGUUCAGCCUAGGAAAGAGAAGACUUUGGGGGAACAGGUGGCAGUUUGCAAACAUAUCCGGGGAGAGCAUCAGGGGCUCGGCGAGCAACUAUUCAUCAAAACGCCCCAGGAGCGAUGGUCAUGAACUCCUAGAAGGAGGUUUCAGACUGGAUAUAACUGAAAAUAUCUUCGUGGCUCAUGUGACCGGACUGGAACAGACUCCCAGCCGGGGUGGUGCAAGCACCGACCCUGGAGAUCUUCAGAAGGAGACUGGACGCACGCCUCACCGGGGUUAUUUGACCCCUGCAGUCUUUCCUGGCCAGAGCAGGGGCCGGCCCCGACGAUUUCACCAGGUCCUUUCCAGCCCUGAACUUCUGCGAAUUGGGGGCUAGGCUUUCCGCUGUGAAGAACUGCCUGUAUCUUGUCACCCAUCAGCAAGUGUCCCGUUGCGUGCGUCUCUAAGCACCGCCAGCUUUGCCGCAGCCUUGGCUGCUAGCAUGCUCUCAUCGCCUUUCUCCAGCAUUGCCAGAAGAAAGGAAAAAAAAAAAAGAUUUUUUUGCUAACUGCACAGUAACAUCAUGCUAUCAGGGAAAAAUCAUUGCGUUGAAAAGCUUCCUUUGUGUGCCUAGGACCAGUGGAAGAUGUGUUAAUAAAUUGUUGCAGUGAGUGGAUUCCAGCUGACUUUUAAAACCCCUUUGAUUCCUCUCAGUGUUUCUGCCCUUAGGAAAGCAUCAGGCACUAAGCUACCUGACUUCCGUGUACAGAGGAAGAGAUUAAAAAGAGAGCUGAAAUAGAAGGGCAGAAAGGAUGCUACACACAGUACUUACAGUGUGGAGGGAUUAAGAGGAGGGAAGAAGGCAGGGAAGUGAGAUUUAAUUGUCACCGCAAAUAGAAAAGUGACACUGGGGAGAGGCAAUAGCCAACAAAGCGGCACAAAGGGGGAAGAUUGGGGUCAGAGGUUUGUAGCGUAAAUGGUGUCCUCACCGUCACUUGUUGCAGCACUUGAGUCUUCCAGUGACGUUUCCCACCCACACAAUGAAUUGGGUAUGGCUCUUCUUACCCUAUUAAAAUAGCAAAUCCCUGUUUCCUUUUCUUGAUUCAUUGCACAUAUCAAAGGCACCAGCAUGAAUUGGUCCUCUGCAGGCAGAGCUUUCUGUGAACCUCCCCAAAUUCAGAGUAAAGACUUAAUAAAACUGUACAAACAAGACUGCCGUCGUGAUGGAAAAAUGCUUGAGGAUUCAGCCAGGGCAAGGAUGGUUUAAGCUGCGGAUGAGUUCUAGGGAUGGUGCUGGGCAGAUGUAGAGAAGAGAACUGGUUGCAUAAAUAAUAAAAAGUUUCAAGUAUAAAAACACCCUCAAAACUUCAAUUGCUGAACUUGAACAGAGUGAGCUGGGAACAAGCCAUAUAAAGUCAUCAGAUUUCCUUCGAUCAAAAUGAAACCUCACUGGCAGUAGCCGCCUGUUGACUGUAAUGACCACGCCUCCAUCUGCUAACACUCACAUGAAGCAUGCAUGAUCACCCUUGGAGAGUUUAGAGAAGACAGGACUUUGCAGACAAGCAUCGGUUUGGAGCAAGACUUCUUUAAGGGUGUUUGAUAGGGGCAGCAAAACCGUACUGGUUUUGGCAUGAUGUUGGAAAAGUGUUCCUUCUGUAAAAAUGGGGAAUGCGUAAAGCCAAUAAAAGUUGAAAAGAAACCUGGAAAAGCAGCAGCUAAGAUCCGAAUUGAAGAUGAUGGGAGCUACUUUCAGAUCAAUCAGGAUGGAGGAACAAAAAAGCUUGAAAAGGCUAAAAUUACCCUGAAUGACUGUCUAGCAUGUAGUGGCUGCAUCACCUCAGCAGAAAGUGUGUUAAUCACUCAGCAAAGCCAUGAAGAACUCUACAAAGCAUUAAGUUUUAAUAAGACAGCAGCUCCUAGUGAACAGAAGCUGAUUGUAAUUUCUGUUUCACCACAAUCCAGGGCAUCGCUAGCUGUGAGAUUUAAGAUGAAUCCUCUAGAAACAGCAAAGAAACUGACAGCUUUCUUAAAGAACCUUGGCGUGCACUAUGUGUUUGAUACAACCUUCUCUAGAAACUUCAGCCUCCUAGAGAGCCAGCGAGAGUUUGUGAAACGUUUUCGAAGGCAAACUGAAGACAAAAGGGCUUUGCCUAUGUUGGCCUCUGCCUGUCCAGGUUGGAUCUGCUAUGCUGAGAAAACCCAUGGAAGCUUCAUUAUUCCUUAUAUUAGUACAACCAAGUCUCCACAGCAGGUCAUGGGCUCUUUAAUCAAAGGCUAUUUUGCAGAACAACAGCAUUUAACCCCUGACCAGAUAUAUCACGUGACAGUGAUGCCCUGUUACGACAAAAAACUAGAGGCUUCAAGGCCAGACUUUUUCAACCAACAGUAUCAAACUCGGGACGUAGACUGUGUGAUUACGACGGGAGAAGUGCUGAAGUUGUUGGAACAAGAAGGGGUCUCCCUGUCAGAUGUGAGUGCUGCUCCUUUGGAUGCUAUGUUUAGCGGCACGGCAGAAGAGGAGCUGCUUGGCCAUUCUGGAGGCGGGUCCGGCGGCUACCUGGAGCACAUCUACAGAUAUGCAGCCAAGGACCUCUUUGGGAUUGAAGUGGCUGAAGUGCAGUAUAAGCCUUUAAAAAACAAGGAUUUCCAGGAGGUGACACUGGAGAAGGAUGGCGUGGUUCUGCUACAGUUUGCCUUGGCUUAUGGAUUUCGGAACAUACAGAAUUUAGUGCAAAAGCUGAAGCGAGGAAAGUCACCGUACCAUUAUGUUGAAGUCAUGGCUUGCCCGUCAGGCUGUUUAAAUGGCGGCGGUCAGCUCCGAGCUGAAGGCGAACCCAGCAGGGAGUUACUUCAGCAAGUCGAGCAGUUGUAUGAGUCUGUCAGGACUGAAACUCCGGAGGCAAAUGGCAGCGUACAGGAACUGUAUGAACAGUGGCUGGGUGGCACAGCCUCUGAUAAGGCAGGGAAAAUACUGCAUACAGAGUACCAUGCUGUGGAGAAAAUGAGCACUGGAUUUAACAUCAAAUGGUGAAGAAGCGUCUGACCUGUGUGACUGCCAGUCUUUGAAACCAAGGCAUACUUAUUACUCAGAUCCUUGUGAAAUCCUCUGAAGCCAGCGCACGCUCUAGAGACUUCCCUCACCGCGACUGUGUGCAUACAAUUUGAUUAGGAUGUAAAUGGUAUGAUUAACUCGUUUUUAGAGCUCUGAAGGAUAUUUACAUGGUCUGAAUGGGAAAAGGUGUCUGACACGUCUUUUAAAACAGAAGCAAUAAUGUCUAUUAGCCUCCGGGUCCUCCUUGUCAGCCCAAGCCUGCAUUCAUUUCACUUUCCCAUCCCUGUUGAAGCCAAUGCAGGAGUAGCCGUGGAGUCAGCUGUGGAUGUUCUUGAUGCCCAGAUAAAAUAUUACCAGGCCAAGACCUGAAUGUCACAUCUGCUGUAUUUUCACAGCAUGAAGCUGUAUAACUGUGGCACUUAGGACAUCUGUCAUUUAGUGAGAACUGGGUUAAUAGUACCUUGGACUCCAGUUCUGUGUUCCUGCCCUUGACUAGCCGUCUUUGGGAGUCCGUCUGAUAUUUGUACUGCAUUUCAAGAGAGUCGAGAGUGUCACAGGCACAGACAGCAGAAGCCUAUAAUAAUGUUAUCACGACGUCUAACACUUGCAUGUCGCUGCCUGCUGAAACGUGACCUGAGUGAAUGUAAAGAAAAACCACUUGUGCCCUGUAACUAUUUUAGCACACAGACCUUCAGGAAUUAGCAGCUGGAUGUUAAACUUCUACUAGCCCCUCUGUCUCACUAAUGUUGGAGAAUAACCUUGCAUUCAGAUAAAAGCUAUCUUCCCUUAUACAGCACGUUUCCCAUUAGGGCGAUGCAGACCAGUCUCUUGUCACUUCAGUAUUAUCAUUACAGCCUCUAUUGACAGAUGUUCUGCUGUAAAACAGCUGCUCCAGCUGUGAGCGGAGAGAAAUAGGCCAAAAUUUAUCACACCCAACAUUAAUAACCAUCCAUGACUAGUACCAGUGCCAACUGUAACAUAAUGCUCACCCACUAGAUACCAGCCUACUUGUGUAAAGCGUGCUUGGUCUGUGUGUGUUAAACGAGCUGGUUUUGCACUCUUUGAAAUUGUACUGUUAGGGAUUUGAGAACGAUACAUGUUGUUAAUGUGUAAACUGACCUUGCUCUUCCUCCUUUGCUCAAGGUGAGUCUUGCUCGCUGCCUCAUUCGGUUUCCUUGUUUUAAAAUGGAAAGAGUUUAGCAACCGGCCUUUAGGAGCAGCUGAAGGGACCUUGUCAGGUCUGAAAAAUUAAAAUGCUUCUUCAGUAUGCGCUGGCCACGAUGGGCAGGCUUUGCAACUGCAUGUGCAUCUUUUUAAAAUGCUUCCCCCUCACAACCCCCACCCCGAUGUGGGACAAAACUCAGCAGAUCUGCCACUUUCUGCUUAAAUCUUGAAAAACUGCUCUCUCUGGUUCUUCGCCAAGCUGUUUUAAAUUAGCUCGCAGUGAAUUUAGGCCCUGAUCCUAUGACUCUUGUACACAUGCUUACCUGGAACUCAAACGACAAAGGUAAAGCACGUGGCUGGAGGGCAGGAGUCAUACAUUUUAAAAAGCAUCGAUGAGGAAACAAGUCAGCUCUAACUUUGGCACUGCCGUUCACGGCAGUCAUCAGACCGUUACCUGUUGUUCACGUCCGCUUUCCUGCAUAUGAAAAUAUUGCGUCUGCUUCAUGCAGGAAAAUACUCUUGGACGCCCGUUUCACUCGACCCGUUUUACUGGAGAAGCAGGAUUUGGAUGAGGCUAAAUCCAUUUAAAGAAAAACACCGUGGUCUGUUUGAUGCCUUCAAGCCAGAGCUGGCCUCUUCCUGCUUCUGAAGUCAGCAGCUCCUCAUGCUGCAGUUUGAGAUCUCUCCCUGUCAAAAAUCAAGUAGUUCAUGAUGUUGACUGGCCUUUUAUACUGGUAAAGAAGUCUUGUCUACCUACUUCCUUGUCACCUGCCUCUUUGAAAGUCUAAUCAAAUCCUUACCAAAAAUAAACCAGUCCAUGGCAUGAGACUCGUGAAGUUUUUAGGAAGUUUUAAUUAAAGCUUUACAUGUUUCAGUGGUCAUUGUCGUUAGUGAGCUCACAGUGCUGAAGAGGCAAGAUUCUCAUCAUGGCUUUUUUUCUCUGCAGCUUUACAGGCAGGUGGCUUGUGUCAUUGAAUGCCCCUUUUCUCCUGCAUAGUUUAACAACGCAGUCUUGUGUUAAAACUAUAGGUUUUAAUUACAGCAAGAAAUUCACUGUACAGAAGUGCUGCGACUAAACUUUGUAGUCAAGUGCAAAAGAGCCAAGUUCGGCGUAAGUGUGCUGUUGGUGUUGGAAGCGAACGCCAAAAAAUUUGCUAAAUUUAGCUAUUGCACUGGAAAAUUAACCCAGUGACCUACAUUUUGUUUCUUACCCAUUUCCCAAAGCUAGAAGAAAUGCAGAGGCAAAAGAAAGGGGUGCAUGCUCAAGGCCCGGCAGUCGAAAGGUAUCUCCUGCCUGAACUAACUCUGAAAUACCUACGCUCGGUUCCUAGCAGGAGUGGAGGUGCUGCAGCAGGGAGCAGAGCCCAGGAGACCCACCCAAGCUUCCCGGCGGGUUCCUGAGCUGCACGCUGCUAGAUCCCUGCUAAUUAGUACCUAGUUAAGUUCAGGUAAGUGUCACGUGAGUCGCAAUCACAGCUUUGACUGCUGCGUAGACCUUCAUCAGCUGGGAGCGCUGGGGUCACAUCCAGGUGCCAGCUCCAUGCUUGGCAGUGCACGGUCAACCUUUAGCAGUACAACCUGUGCAUAAAGACUCGCUUGUCUCUCGAGCCCUAAAACUGGUGCAGCUCUAGUGGCAGAUACGAAUUUUCCCUUCCUGUUUAGCAACAAGUGACACCCAGCUCAACUGUCGAUUUAAAAAGCCAAAUAUAGUGGUAGAAAAAUGUGUCCAUUAACCAGGUGAUAGUGUGCCUUUCAGCUCAGCGCAACCAAAAACACAAACCAGCCCCACACACGGCUUUAUUCCAAUGCCAGAAACUAUCGAGUGGAAACAAGACCAUGUUAAGAGGUGUUAUGUGAUGGAAGUAUUUAGGCCUCAUUCUGCAUGCCCUGUUCUCAUUUACAGCGGUGCAAAGCAGGGGAGAAGGCUCCCAGUUUAGUUAGCAUCACACGCUGCUCAAGUGACCAGAUGAAGUGAUGUGGGUCCCAGGUCCCCUGCUAGCAAGUCAGGGUGCGUGAAACGUUGCACCUUGAUCUUUGCAGUAUUUCCAGCCAAAUAAGACCACACAAAUUCUCUUAGUUAAUGUACCCACCACCCCCCGGCCCCUCACUUCAAGAAAGGCUACAUGGAUCAUUCUGGAUUUUGAACACCAGCCUUUCUGUUGCUGUCACUGCCAGUUUAGAAGUGCAUGGCUAACUCCAGCAAGCCCACGCCAAAAGCAAAAUCCGGCCUUAGAAAAAGCUGGCGCUCCUCAAUGAACGGUGACUUAACUGCAAGGUUGUUCUAGAUUUCUUCCACCCAUUUCAACGUGCAUUUGAAAGAGGCCUCUCUCCAUGUCCAUGGUAGGAGAAAAGGAGCAAAGCAACCCCUGUUACCCUGAUCCCCUAUAGACCCUUAGGGCCUUAACAGGCAACUAAUCCCACUGUUAACUGCACACCGUCAAGCACUGCAGACGUCUUCAGGAUCAGGCUCCCAGACUAGUUGCCCCCUAUUAAGAGAGAUGGACAGGAAAGGGCACGGGGAGGAGAGAAGCAAAGACUGAGGAUUGGGGGCAGCGGCAGUCCAUCAGCCUGGCUUCUACUGGGAAGCACGCUGCAAAGAGAUUAAACCCUGGAAAGCCACACUACGUAAAUCACUGCUCUGUAAAUCCUCAGAGAACAUCCUACCUCUGGAUUACUGAAAAGCAUGGGGAGCUGCUGCUGAAUGAGACAUGGAUACUGGCUAAAUACUCUGCCAAAAGGCAAGUCCACUCCUUUUCAAAGCACUCAUCCUAAUAACCUCUCUGCUGGAUUUUGCUUUUUCUGGUUAAAAGGCACACUUUGAAGUCUUGCCUAUCC